Messenger RNA from Camelina sativa (false flax), 1320 nucleotides. RefSeq lists its product as uncharacterized. Lineage: Eukaryota; Viridiplantae; Streptophyta; Magnoliopsida; Brassicales; Brassicaceae. The record is from RefSeq and is a predicted model, not a curated record. Gene Ontology annotation, molecular function: RNA binding.
AGUCGUUUAUUCGGAGGGAUUUGACGAUAUAAAGGAGCUAACUUUCCCUCAUUUACAAUCUUUUCUUCUUUUCUUUCUUGGCUCAUGUUUUAAUUAGACAGACCCCAUUUUCAUAUAAUUCAUUCAUUUAAUUUUAUUCAAUUCAUUUUUUUUUUGUUAUCGGUGUAUAUCAUUCAUAACAACCAUCAUCAUCAACAAAUCAAGAAACAGUUUACAAAAAUAUAUGUCUAAUACGAGCUAUUACCGAUCACCGUUCGGAGACACGACUCACACCAAAGUGUUCGUGGGAGGUUUAGCAUGGGAGACUCCGACCGAUGAAAUGCGCCGUCACUUUGAUCAGUUCGGUGAGAUUCUUGAAGCCGUCAUCAUCACCGAUAAGACUACCGGAAAAUCUAAAGGCUACGGUUUCGUCACGUUUCGAGAGCCGGACUCCGCGACUAGAGCGGUCGCUGAUCCCAACCCUGUGAUCGAUGGACGAAAGGCCAAUUGCAAUAUUGCGUCUUUUGGACGGCCACGACCAUCGACGCCUCGAGGGCGAGGCCAAGGAGGAAGCCCUGGUCAAUAUCAAGGCGGUGGACAAUCAGACUAUACUGGGAUGGCUGCUCCGUUGCAGCAGGCUGCAACUGCCCAGCUCAUGUAUCCGUCAUAUGGGUACACCUACAAUUCUGAAUAUGGGUACCACCAAGCGCUAUACAACUCACAGCUCCAACAGGCUCAAUACUAUCAACAGCAAAUGUACGGAGCAGGAGCAACGUCACCAUCAUCAUCCAACAUCAUGCCUUCCCCUUACUACUACCUCCAAGCUCCAAGCCCUAGACCAUAUCCUCAUCAUCAUCAACACUACCAGUAUCAUCAUCAUCAACAACAGCAACAACGUUUACCCUCUGCUUCUUCUUACCUAAUCUACCCAUCCAAUGUCGAAGCUCCCACUUCCUCUAAUGCCCCUACUUCCCAAGGCCCACUAUCUUCUUCCACGGAAUCACACGCACCACAACAAGUCUCAGAAGGAGGAGAACACGAUCCAACGGAUGCACCUGAAAGUACAACAACGAACAGCAGAGAGUUAACGUCAUCUUCAUGAUCAACUCCAACUCCAACUCCAACUUCAACUUCAACUUCAACUUGUACAAUCUUGACAUUUUUUCCUUCUCUUUCUCUUCAUCCAAUCAGAGAGAAAGAAGCUAAUUCACUUUUAUUACUUUUCUCAACCAAAUUCAUAACUUAGCAUGACUGCCAAAAUAAAGAUGGCUCUGUGUCUCGACUCUUGUCAUGUUCUUUUUCUUCUCCCUAACGGAAUAAUAUAAUAUGUCGACUUUGAUA